AUGCCUCUCAAUAUUUUACGUCACUCGGAGGCGAUGGAGUGUACGUCUGAGCGGCUGAUAAUCAGGGACAAAGAGGGUCGUCUUCUGUUCUCCGCCACUCGUGAUGAGGUGCUCGUCGGUGCCAGGCACCUCACAGUCAAAGGUGAAGGAGGUGCGGUGUUCAGCGGGUCAGUACAGACAGCACAUGUGACGGCGCCCGUCAGAGAGAACCUCCUGCUAGAGUCUCUGACGCGGAGCUUGGAGAUCACGGCACCUCAGGGCGUGGCGCUAGAGUCUCGCGCUGGCACCAUCACCGCCCGAUGUCUCCACGACUUCACCCUCCAGUCCACCGGGGGUGUGAUCAAGUUCGAUACCCCCAACAUCUUCGUCAGAGGUCUGAGAACCUCGACCAUCCAGAGCAGUGACCCCAGCCGUGCCAGACCCGAUGUUUACCAGGUGUGUGUGUGCAGCAGUGGUCGCCUCUUCCUGGCGGUGCCCAGCGGAGUGUGUGCAGCUGAUCAGGACUUCUGCAAGUAAUGCUCUACCACCUGCAUCUGCAGGCAGCUCUGCAUCCUCCAUCCCUGCUACUGGGAAACUUGGUUACUUCCUUGAAGCAGCUCAGGAAUCCUCCUGUAGGGCUUCCAGUACUCGCCUGGUAAGCCCCUGAUACCAACGUCAAGGACUCCUGCGUUCCUUGAAGCAGCUUAGGAAUCCUCCUGCAGGGCUUCCAGUACUUGCCUGGUAGGCCACUGAUAACUGCUACAAAGACUCCUGUUCUUUACCUCUCCGGAAGGACGUGAACACGGUCGAUGAGUCCAACCCGGCUGUCCUCUGGAGAAGGAUGUAAUCAAAGAACUUCAAGCGGUUUCUCGCUAGGACUUAAGGUGCCUCUAGCGGUGUCACAUUAACAUUACCAUGAGUGUAACGUCAGUACUAGUACUGCUGACAUAAUGUGCCAGACUUUUGUUUACGCGGGAAUGCGGGUGAAAAUGGUAAGCAAAUGAAUGAAAAAAGAAAGUCAAAAAAAAAAAGGGAAAGCCAGAGCGGAUGCGAUGGUGUGGGGAAUCCUGACUUUCACUGGGAUUAUCUUCCAGUGUCAGCUUGGCUCUCAAGUUCCGCUCUUGAAACCUCUUUGUUGUUCUUGUUGUUCUUGUUGCAGCCUCGGGGUCUCCCGGCUCCUCCGUCCCUUCUGCUCCUUGUUUCUCCUGCCUCCAUUCUUUCUCUCCUGGUGUUUCUUCUCUCGUUCGUCCUCCUCCUUCAGCUGGUUCUCUUCUUCCCGUUCUUCCUUCUUCUCCCUCUGUUAUUUUUCCUGUUUUUCCUCCUGCUCUCGCUCUUUCUUCUCCUCUCUUGUUCCUCCACUUAAUUCCCACCUUCAAAUCCUUUUCCUUAUGUUGCUGCUGACAGCUCCGCUUCCUCCUCCCCUGUUUCUCCUUUUCCACUUCCUCCUCUUCCUGGUGUUGCUGCUAACUGCACCUCUGCCGGGUAGUCGAAGUGCUGAGCGAUAAAUGGAGGCGACUAGGCCAGAGGCUGCUGAUAACAGCUACCCACACAACAAUGACGAGGUGAAUCAGGAGACGUGUGUACAUGACGGCUGGGGAAGACAAACUGAAACUGAAACAUACAGAGAGGCAAAUAUUAAAAAAUAAAAUACUGAAAGAAGAAAAACACGAUGUAUUUGGAAAUGAAGGAUGUUCAAUGAAUGUUCGUGAGGGCGAAACGUGACGGGACAGAACAGUGUUUUGAAUAACUGAUGAGAGCAAAGGUUAAUUUAGUUGAGAGGUGAGUAUAUGAACUUUACUCUAGUGCUGAGGAGACUGUGAGUUGAGAUGUGAAGACUGUGAGUUAAGCUGAGGAGGCCGAGUUGAGCUGAGACUGUGAGUUAAGCUGAGGAGACUGUGAAUUAAGCUGAGGAGACUGUGAGUUGAGUUGAAGA
Molecule: messenger RNA, 1912 nt
Organism: Cherax quadricarinatus
Lineage: Eukaryota; Metazoa; Arthropoda; Malacostraca; Decapoda; Parastacidae
Source: RefSeq, a predicted model, not a curated record